UUUUGAAUCAUUCUCUGGUUUCAAAAAAAUAAAAUGGCUUCUUUUUCGAUUGAAGAAUUUAUUGGGAAUGGAAUUCUCAAAGAACUUCUUCCAAAGCUGUUAGAGGAAGGCUGGGAUGACGUACCAACCUUGAAGAUCAUGAAUGUAGAAGACAUGGAUGCCACAAAUAUGACACGAGAACAAAAGGAUGCACUGGAGAUCAGGACAUACCUGCACGACCGUUCGCUGAUGCAAUAUGGAGAUAAGCUUGAGUUAUCUGGGAAAUGUCUUCCUGAGCUUCUUAGUUUGAGUUCUGCAGAUCUUUCUUCACAGUUUGGCAUGAAGAGAGGCCAUAUCGCGCGCUUCAUGGACAGGAGCGGCCCAUGUACUGAUUCCUCUCCCCAAACAAAAGCUCUUCCUCCCACCAGAAUGGCCAGCAGACCAUCCACAAAUAACAGCACUUACAAGAGCUUUGUGCAGGCCAACUCUCAAAACCUGCGAAGUAUAACGAGACCAAUGGCGAGAAAUAGCAGUAAAUCGCUUGAGCAGUCCUUGGCUAGUUUCAAGAUUGGUGAAGGAUACACCUUCAAAGGGAUUGUUGCUGCAGGGCCAGGCGAGAGUAGAGCGUGUGGUUGCGUGAAACCUCCUCCUGUGGUUGAUCAAGUUGCUCCUUAUUCUGCUAUCGAAAACAUCUCGCUGCAGAAAUUAACUCCAGAGUACAAGAUUGGGAUGGAGCGUUUGGUGAAAUCCAAGGCACCUCCAAUGAAGGCAUCAGAAUUGUGGCGAGAUAAACCAGCUGUGAUCCUCUGCAUUCGACGUCCCGGGUGCAUUAUGUGUAGAGCUGAAGCUCACCAGCUAUAUGCCAAAAAACCAAUAUUUGAUGCACUGGGAGUUCAACUAUAUGCGGUUCUUCAUGAACACAUAGAAUCAGAGGUGAAAGACUUCUGGCCAAGGUACUGGGGUGGCGUUGUACUCUACGACCGGGGCUUGGAUUUCUUCAAAGCUCUUGGUGGUGGGGAGCUGCUCAAAGAGAAGUUCCUGUCAGGAUUUGUUUUCAACCUGCGAGCCAUAGCAAAUUACAGGCGCGCGAAGGCAAUGGGGAUAAAGCAGAACUUGAAAGGAGAAGGAGAAAUCAAAGGAGGACUUUUCAUUAUGGGGAGCGGAAGGAGUGGCAUUGCUUACCAGUUUAUUGAGAGGAAUUUCGGUGAUUGGGCUCCUCCUGCUGAGCUCAUAGAGAUCUGCACACAGCUGCAGAACCCACAUCAAGGUCAAGGGGAGUGCAUCAGGUCAUCACAGGAAUAAAAAGUACGCUUCAGACGCACAAUUCUUGUGAUCUAUAUAGUUAGUUAUUCACAAUGUUUAAGAGUUUUGUAAGUUAAUCUACAUUGUUGAAAAAUAUUUGGAUAUUUCCCCUUCAACUCUUCUAUGAUCUGUGCUAUUAGACUUGGUGU
This is a messenger RNA of Morus notabilis, 1430 nucleotides long. RefSeq lists its product as uncharacterized. Gene Ontology annotation, molecular function: antioxidant activity. The transcript is spliced from 6 exons. The record is from RefSeq and is a predicted model, not a curated record. Lineage: Eukaryota; Viridiplantae; Streptophyta; Magnoliopsida; Rosales; Moraceae. Bases 34 to 1281 code for a protein of 415 amino acids.